AUGACCGGGAGAAAAGGAGAGAGGAGCAAUGGAGAGCGGAGGGGAGGAACAGGGGAUCUUGCGUUGGGGGCUUGGGGCUUCAGGUCACGACGACCGUCAACGAGGAGGUCAGGCUUUGGGUUACGGCUCACCGUGGUAUACGGAGGGAGGAAGAGUUCACGACGCGAACGGAUCGAGGAGCAGGCGGCGGCAGCGGCUUCGACCAAGCGGAGGAGAAGGCAGGGAAUGGGGAGAGGGAAAAAGAGGGGACGAUGCGAGCACGGGGCUCGUGGAGGCGGGGUGCCGGGGAGCCCAGGCGCUAGGCAGGGCGGCCGCGCGUGCUCUCCCCCGACGAACAGGCCGGCGACGGCAGCAUCUUCUAUCGGGAGCGGCUGGCUGCUACCCGCGGCAGCAGGCACCAGGUUGAUGGCUCGGGAUAGGGCGGCGAGGAAAAACCAGAUGUGCGGAGAAGGGAUCGUUGUCGAGGUGGUAUAA
This is a messenger RNA of Miscanthus lutarioriparius, 474 nucleotides long. The record is from the annotation of a GenBank genome assembly. NCBI's taxonomy places the organism in Eukaryota, Viridiplantae, Streptophyta, Magnoliopsida, Poales, Poaceae.